CCUUGAGAUGCUUGCGGGAGUUGGAGCAUGCUCGUUGGCUGUCUGUGGUCCUGACGUCAGGGAGAUUGUGUGAGAGCGCGUGGAGUCCGGCAGUGAGCGCCCUCUCCCUCUACCCGCCGCGCGAGCCUCCAUUGUGAGCAAGCUGAACGAUGCGAGCGCUCCUAGCCGCCGCCGCCGCCCAGUAGAAACCAGCAUACAGAGGAGUCCGUGCUACGUACCCCAAAAGAGGGACCAAAGGAGCGCAGGAGACGCAGAAAGGCUUUUAUGUUAAUCGAAAAUCUCACACUGUCGUCCGGGUUUUAAUGCUUUAGCUAGACGCCAUAGGAGAGAGAGAGAGAGAGAGAUAGAGAGAGAGAGAGAGAGAGAGAGAGAGAGAGCUAGACAGCCUGGAGAGGGAUAGGGAAGAAAUAGAGAGGUAAAAGGGAUUGCCGGUUUUGCACCUCGCCUGUUUUGGAGUAAAAGAAGAGCCGAGGUUUGUCUAGCCAUGGGAUGUACAUUGAGCGCAGAGGAGAGAGCAGCUCUGGACAGGAGCAAAGCCAUCGAGAAAAACCUCAAAGAAGAUGGAAUCACUGCCGCUAAAGACGUCAAAUUACUCCUGCUAGGAGCCGGGGAAUCCGGCAAAAGCACCAUCGUCAAACAGAUGAAGAUUAUCCACGAGGAUGGUUUCUCUGGUGACGAUGUGAAGCAGUACAAGCCCGUGGUCUACAGCAACACCAUCCAGUCCCUGGCUGCCAUCGUCCGCGCCAUGGACACCCUGGGCCUCGAAUACGGGGACAAGGAGCGUAAAGCUGACGCUAAGAUGGUGUGUGACGUGGUGAGCCGUAUGGAGGACACAGAGCCGUACUCCCCCGAGCUUCUGUCCGCCAUGAAGAACCUGUGGUCCGACUCCGGUAUCCAGGAGUGCUUCAGCCGUGCCCGCGAGUACCAGCUCAACGACUCCGCCCAGUACUACCUAGACAGUUUAGAUCGGAUUGGAGCUCCAGACUACCAGCCCACAGAGCAAGACAUCCUCAGAACCCGAGUGAAGACCACUGGCAUCGUAGAAACCCACUUCACCUUCAAGAACCUGCAUUUCAGGCUCUUUGAUGUGGGAGGCCAGAGGUCGGAGAGGAAGAAGUGGAUCCACUGCUUCGAGGACGUGACGGCCAUUAUCUUCUGCGUAGCUCUCAGCGGCUAUGACCAGGUCCUGCAUGAAGACGAGACCACGAACCGUCUGCACGAGUCCCUGAAGCUCUUUGACAGCAUCUGCAACAACAAAUGGUUCACAGACACCUCCAUCAUUCUUUUCCUCAAUAAGAAGGACAUUUUUGAGGACAAAAUAAAGAAGUCUCCUCUUAGUAUCUGCUUCCCUGAGUACACAGGCCCUGACACUUUCACAGAUGCCGUGGUGUACAUCCAGGGUCAGUAUGAGACCAAGAACAAGUCUACCCACAAGGAGGUGUACGCUCACAUCACUUGCGCCACCGACACCAACAACAUCCAGUUCGUCUUCGACGCCGUCACUGACGUCAUCAUCGCCAACAACCUGCGCGGCUGCGGUCUCUACUGACCUCUGGCCUCACCACUCCAAUUCGGUUUCUGUAAAAGAUCCUUUAUCAUUCUGCUGGAAGUCCCCUGAUAAAAAACGUUCUUUGGCUGCCAGUUCACAACGCUGUAUAGAACCCUUUCGCUAAUACAAAAGAUUAUUUUAUUUGCCAGAAAAGAAAAAUUUUAGUGUGGACAAGGUUAUAUGAAAAAGCCGUCAUUUCUAGUUGGAAUUAAGUUUCCUACUGUACCUAAUGCUGUUGGGAGUAAGCCAAAAUUAAUAUUUAUCUCUGCCAAAACUAUUAAGUGCCAAGACUACACCAAGGAUGUUCGCAGUAGCAUCCACUGUGUUUGCAGAAAGACCAAAGAUUGCUAUGGCUUAAUUUGAGCUAUUUUAUGUGUGUGUCAACGAUGAGACCUUUCAUUGUAAUUUCCAGUAUUGUCAUUGGGAUGAUCUUGGUCAUGGUUUAUGGGAGUGCAGACUAUGUUUUACAUCUUCAUGUGCACAACUACAUAGGAAGCACAUGUGAGAGAAACUACCGUUGCACUAUUAUAAAAUAUACUUUACAAACCAUGAUUCACUAGGGUAGAGUAUCUCAUCAAAUCAUUCCACCGCAGUGGGUUUGCUAUUACACUCAAGUGAUCUUUGAUUUUCACUUUGUACAAAAGCGUCUGCAAAUUACUCUAGCUAUAACUGUGUCAGUGUAGAAUUUUUAGACAAUCAUGGAAUGUUAUGUGUUGGGUUACAAUGUCAGGACAGAAAUGUUGUUCUUCAGAUGAAACACAACUGUUGGCAUUUAAAUGGAACCUGAGCUCCCACUGUUCUACUGCCUCUCUGAGGAGCUGCUUAAAUGAGCGUAAAAUGAGUACGAGGCACGCCAUCCUUUCUCUACAUCACAUCGCUGCGUCUCCACAUGGCCAUGAUGGAGACGGGCGCAGGUUGUCAGGCUGUACAGCUUAUUCUCCACAAUCGACUUGACAACAGUGAUAAGGAAGGGUGACUGUAGAUGUAUAACAGCAGCCUGUACAUUAAUAAUUGAUCGCAAUUUAUCAUUUAUCAUGUAUCAGUCAUGUUUAACAUCCAAUUAACCUUUAGCGAUGGCCAGGUUCUCGUAAGACCAAGGAGAGGAGAGCUGAUGACUUUCUGAUGCUGUCACUGGUGAAGAAAAGCUUGACUGAUUUGAUAUUUGUGUCUGUUCUUUUUAUACUUGCCAUGCAGUGACUUGCAUAAACAGCCAAGAACUUUCAAAGAGAAAAAAAACCCCUCAAUCAUUAAAAUGUUCACAAAGGGCUCAUUGUUAGCAUCUACACAGCCAAAUGGGUGUCUUUAGGACUCGUUCUCAGCAUCUACGUGGCAAAAUGGGUUUUUUUAAAGUGGUUUACUUCUGAGGACAUUGUUUUCUACUAUUAUUUUUUCUUUCUUUUGGUUGGGUCUUGCUUUUGUAUUCUCCUAGCUUUGCUCUGAAGGAUGUCUGUGUAAAUAGGACUCUUAAGCGAGCUCUCAACAUCUCUGUGUGAUUCAGCACCAGCAUGGGUGCUAGCGGCCAGUGUGUGUGUGUGUGUGUGUGUGUGUGUGUCUGUGGCGUGAGUACAGCUAAUCCGCCGCGCUUUCCAUCUGGAGUCCACACCUCUCGUGUCUCCCUCUCUCUCUCUCCCUCUCUCUCUCCCUCUCCCUCUCUCUCCCUCCCUCUCUCUCUCUCC
Messenger RNA from Alosa sapidissima (American shad), 3225 nucleotides. It is a transcript of the gene gnao1a, whose product is annotated as guanine nucleotide binding protein (G protein), alpha activating activity polypeptide O, a. The transcript has 8 exons. The coding region runs from base 485 to 1549 and encodes 354 amino acids. Gene Ontology annotation, cellular component: heterotrimeric G-protein complex. The record is from RefSeq and is a predicted model, not a curated record. NCBI's taxonomy places the organism in Eukaryota, Metazoa, Chordata, Actinopteri, Clupeiformes, Clupeidae. Gene Ontology annotation, molecular function: GTP binding; G protein-coupled serotonin receptor binding; corticotropin-releasing hormone receptor 1 binding. Gene Ontology annotation, biological process: G protein-coupled dopamine receptor signaling pathway; adenylate cyclase-modulating G protein-coupled receptor signaling pathway.